UCUAGGCCUAAUGAAAAAAAAUGGCAGGAACUUUUUCAUUAGGAUUAGGAGGAGACCUAGGACCAGGCUCAGGUUCAACAAACAAUGCAGAUGACAACUUAACUUUAGAUUCAAGUUCAAAUAAGUCUAACUUUAUGGAGGCAAAUGUCAGGCAGGUUCUAGAUUGGCUUGAAGGCGAUGGUUUACAGGAAUGGAUGCAAUCUGAAUCCGGGCCGAGCAGCAGUUAUAAUACUGUAAAGCAGAUUAGAUAUGCAGUAUCAUUGUUGAAGCAAUUCAGUAAGCGAGUGAACAAAAAGUUUGAUGAUGAUAUUGACAUCAAGUCUUUGGAUGUUCUUCUGUCAAACUUCUACAAAGGUGCUCGUAGCAGAAAGGGGGGCUUCUAUUCCACAAAAUCAAUGCAUGCAAUUCGAUAUGGCCUGCAGCGCCACUUUCUUAAAACCCGUAGUGUCAACAUCAUGAAGAGAGACAAAUUUCCUUCGUCUAACAGUAUUUACAAGGCUGUGGUUCGUAAGAUAAGGAGAGUCCAUGGAGACAAGGAAUCUAGGAAAUUCUCCCCGAUCACACCAGAGGACAUGGGACGUAUCCAGGCGAUUUUAGAUUUAAAGACCCCACAAGGAUUACAGUGGAAAGUAUUCCUGGAUACUGUGCUUUACUUCGGUAGAAGUAGCAUGAAGAUCCUCCGCUUGGCAAGACACAGUGAGUUCGUCUUGCAUCGGGAGGAUAACAAACUCUACUACACGUUUCGAGACGAUGACGUUAAAAUGCAAGCCAUGCCUGGCAAUCCUCGUUGCCCUGUCCUGAACCUGAACAAGUACAUCUCGAAACUUCACUUGGACUGUCCGUUCUUGUGGCAGAGGCCCAGGAUACGGACGAUUCCCCAGGCCUGCCAAGGAGAUCAAUUUCAGGACCAAUCUCCUUGGUACAGCACAUCACCCCUGGGGAGAAACAUGUUGAAUUCAUUGAUGCGGACAAUCAGCAAAGCAGCAUCUUGCAAGAAGAUCUACACCACGCACUCAUUGAGGAUAAGCUUGACGGACGAGAUACUGGAGGUGUUAUCGGGAAGCUCAAACAUCAGUAAAGGCAAUGCCAUCACGGUUAUCACACUUCCAACUCCGGCAUCAUCUGGGGAUGGCAUUGUUGCUGACAUGAACAGGGCUACCACCACUAGACCCAAUAUUCCAAUCCCUGCCAGUACCAGUACUGCUCUCAAAGGCCCUUUGGUAAACAUCGUUCAGACUCCUAGACCUAGUUUGACUGGUUCCUCAAGUAACUUAGCAACCAAUCCCAUUCAGCAGGACAACAGGACGACUUUGAAAUCAAAUACAAACAUCGAGAAAGGUACAAUGACUGACCUAAGCUGGACCGAACUACCAAGAUUCCUUGUACAAUCUGCAGAUGCAUCCACUCAAUGCAAGAUGUUUGUAACCCUGAAGACAAGGUAUACAUCCACUGCUACCACCUCGUCCACACCUACAGCACAUCCACAGCAGCAAGCGAUUGAACGGUUUGAUCAUAACUCACCAUCACGCUCCAAAGACACCCCUGUAAUACAAGUAGGUGAAGCAAUGGAUCGAUGUGAGUCUACUGAAGAUGUGAAUAUUCAUCAUGUGUCAACCGCUGAAGCAAGACCUAAACACACUGUGACAGAAGCCAGUAAGGAAAGAGACCAAACCAACUCCAAUGUCAUGAGGAAAAUUUUACAAGAGGUUAUUGAUGAAGAGUCUGAAGGAUCAGACUACCAGACAUUCUACAUCAAGCAAGAGCCCCCUGAUGAUCAGGAUGGCGAUGAUGAUAUAACAACAAUGCCAAGGUCAUCAGCUUGUACACCACAAUUGGAGCCUAACCGUUGGAGGUCACCCCAGCAGAGUAGUAGCAUGAGAGCCCCAAUAGAGAAUAGAGGACAGCAUUCUAAAUCAAAUAAGAUCUACAAACUGAAAUUCCACGUGACUCAGGGAAUCACCAAGGUGAUAUAUGCCAUCGACUCGCCCAAUGAAACUGUCAAGGGUGCCAACCUAAAGAAGGCCAUAUGUUCAAAGCUCCAACAUCCGAUGAACUCCCUUCUGCUGCAGUACUAUGACGGAUGCUGGCAAGAGUGGAUCGACGUGGAAGAAUCAAUGGCCUUGAGAGGAGGGACGCGACUAAGGGUUACCCAGAGAAGUCGUAGCGGGGCAGAGCUGCGCCAUCAGAUCCCGAAUACCAGCGGGCGGAAGGAACACACACUCAAGUACCAUGUGACCUUGGAAAACUCCAAGCAGUUGCUGACCAUGGAUUCGUCUGAGGAUACUGUAUCUGGUGCUGCAAUCAAGGAGGCAGUCUGUAGCAUGCUGCAUAACAUGAGGGAGCAAGUCCUGCUCCAGUAUUUUGACAAUGAUUGGCAAGAGUGGAUCAAUGUUGGACCGUCUACGAUGCUGAAAGGAAGGAUGUACCUCAAAAUCCUUCAAGCAAGUCGCAGUUCACCAUUUAACUCCUAUGCUCUGUCCAUUCUGUAAAGCAAUUAAGUACUCAACAUGGAUUCAUCAAAGACUACUCUCUCCU
Messenger RNA from Lytechinus pictus (painted urchin), 2535 nucleotides. RefSeq lists its product as uncharacterized. The coding region runs from base 21 to 2489 and encodes 822 amino acids. NCBI's taxonomy places the organism in Eukaryota, Metazoa, Echinodermata, Echinoidea, Temnopleuroida, Toxopneustidae. The record is from RefSeq and is a predicted model, not a curated record. The transcript has 7 exons.